Myxocyprinus asiaticus (Chinese sucker) is the source of this 5919-nucleotide messenger RNA. Its product is annotated as cdc42 effector protein 2-like. The record is from RefSeq and is a predicted model, not a curated record. The transcript has 2 exons. NCBI's taxonomy places the organism in Eukaryota, Metazoa, Chordata, Actinopteri, Cypriniformes, Catostomidae. Bases 695 to 1483 code for a protein of 262 amino acids.
GGAUAACACAAUUGGAAAAAUAAACGCCGAUCCAGAUCCAUAGAUUCCAGUCCUGUGCAGCUGACAAAAUGUGGCGCCCUGUUCCAGCAGUGCAGAUGUGAGGUUGGGGAGCUUACAGAUCUCUAUAACACGGCUCUGGUUUUACUGUAUCAGCACAUACACAUGGUAUAGGUAUGCGGUAACAAGUGUAAGGGUUAUUUAUGUACCUCUGUCAGUUCUGACGGUUUUGCGCUGAAAGAAGAAUAUUUGACUUUACAGAAUUAAGAAAGUCAGGUGGUAGGGAAUAGAUGUUUGACCUGAAGGACCUGCGUAUAGACUGAAGUUGGAGAGGAAUAGACCAUACGGACAGCGAGUGCACCUCAUCUCUCAACGGCAAAGUGGAGUGUACUGUAUAUAAGGAUGCCAGGGUUGUUGUCCUCAUAGGAAUCCUGUCCUUCUGGAUGUGGACAACACAUGGGAAUUCUGGAAGUACCUGGGCUUUGUUUAUGAAGAUACAUUCUACAUUUCAAUCAGGAUUUUGUCAAAAGAAGGAGUCAAAAUUUUAAGUGUCUUGACUUGGCAUGGUUAGUGUGCUGUGAGCUGUCUCUUCUUGUGUGUAGUCUUGUCCAUUUGUUCUCUUCACUUUUCCUCUCAUCCAUUAACACUGCUGCAAGGUCUGUCUCGCUGUUGUGUGGGAGGACGUGGUGGGUAAGACAUGUCUACCAAGGCUCCCAUAUACCUUAAAAGGCAAAGCCACAAAGGAAAGAAGGAAAAGCUGCGUGAUCUUCUUUCAUCUGACAUGAUCAGCCCCCCACUGGGAGACUUUCGACACACCAUCCACAUUGGCAGCGGAGGGAGGGCUGAUGAUCUUUUUGGUGACUUGUCUUUCUUACAAGGUAAAUUUCACCUGUUACCGGGGCAACAAGGUCACCAGGGGACAUGCCAAUUAAGUCGCACAGAAAGUGUAAGUAGUCACCCACCAGCCAAUGAUAGCUCACCCCUGUUGAAAAAUGCCCUAUCGCUUCCUAUCAUUGGAGGAGCGCAGGCACUCACCCUUCUUGUACAAAUUCCUGUGACUUCGGCAGUGAUGCCGACUGCUGAGGUGCAAACAGCCCAAUCUCAUCAUACGGAUGCUCUGACAACGACCCAGUCUCCCCCAACAUCUCCAUCUCUCGCUCCACCUCCCAAACCUCCCAGACUUCACCUGGAGGAGAGGAACUUGAGUGUGUCAAGGCAUGCAUCACUGCCUGCAUCUCCAAACCGCUCUCCCCAUCAUUUGCGUAGGUAUGAGCCACGGCCAGAUACUAAGGAAGAUGAAAGGUGUGUAAGGGAUGGAGAGGGGGAGGAAAGACCAUGUCUCUCUAACGCUGGCUCUCUCCUUUCCCUCCAUCUUGACCUUGGGCCAUCUAUCCUAGAGGAUGUGCUUCAGAUCAUGGACAACCAGAGAAUGGGGACACUCAAUGGGGGACUUACACCCAAUGGACGACAAGAGAUAUAUACCUGAGAGUGACCGAAAGAGAGGGUGGACUGGUUCAGUUUCAUAUCACUUUUAGAAAGGAGGUAUGAGUGAAAACUUUAUGGUAUAUAACUGGGUUAAUCACAUUUUUCUUCAUGUAUCAAACAUUUUGCCCUCUGAGAAAACUCUCAUUUACCUGCUGUACAGUGGCAUUUUCAGGAUAUUUUGACCUUUUCUGCUAAUUAUCAGGUUUCAGGAUUUGAACAAACCAAAAAUAAAUCCACUUUAUAAUUUCUUGGAUUCUACUGUGUUCAAAUGGAACAUUUUAAAUAAUCUUUGUCAUUUUGGAGCUAAAAGCAGUUGGCCGAUUUUGGCUUAAAAAAUAUUCUUAGACACAAUUUUAAACACUACCAUUUUAACAAACACAUCUGAUGUCUGGAUGUACUGUUACAGAGUAACAACCUACAGGCUUCCUGGUUAACAGAUUCACUACAGGAAAAUAAAAAAACUGAUAUUUGUCCCUCAAAUGCAGCGAUGACAUCAUCUCUCCCCUCUGUGUUGUUGCAAUUUGUGUAAGCGGGUAAAAAUGUGCAGCUCCUCCUCAAUGAUCUGGACAAACACACACGCCAGGAGGCCUCUGUGUCUACACCCUGAGAUUUCAACCUCUUUUUGUUGAGACUCGAGUCUUUUUUUUAAUGUAUUUUUUUUAUGGUAGGAAAAACAAGCUAAUUCUUUUCAGACAGCAGGAAUAUUUUGUAUACAACAAUGCUUUCCACUUCAUAAAAAACAAAAAAAAAAUUUUUUUUUUUUUUUUUUUUUUGUAUGCACUCCUUUUUAUUACUUCAUUGUAUUACCCCCUUGACAGGUGAUCACUUUUCAGGCAGCAGUCCUUCCUUUUUCUAGCUGAAGUGUGGGGCCUAAAGAAAGGGCUUGUGUUACCUUUGUAACUUCCAUGUAAACUAUAACCACAUGGGUUUAUAUUGUGUUUUCAGUUCACAGCUGUAGUCUUUAGCAUUCUUUUCUAAAAUACCAAUCUACGAGUUAAAAGUAUUUAAUGAGAAGUACCACACAGUGCAUCAACUGUCAUCAACAAGAGAAGAAACUUGAAAGAACAAUAAGAGAAUGCAAGCAAAUAUUAACAGAACUACGCCGUCAAAUUUCAGUCAUAUUUUAUUUAUAUUAACUUUGCACUGUAACAACCAUAAAAAAAACCUACUGUAUUCAUUCAUUUUUAACACAAAUUUAAACUAGUUAACUAGUAAACUAGCGGGGUUCUCUGAAUAUUUAAAUCUCUGAGAUUUAAGAUAUCUUUUAUUUCAUCCAAGUUUUUUUUUCUCUUUUUCUUUUUUUUUUCUCGUUUCUAGCAGUAUUGAGCCAUUGUUUCCUCAAGAUUCUUGGAAUUCCUUCUUGUAGAUUUUUUAUUUAUUUUUGUUUCUUCUAUUUAGUGAAUUCUCUGAAAAUGUGAAAUAUUUUUUUCCUUACAUUGUGAAUUGUAUUUCCAAAGCUAAAUCUAUAUACAGAAUAAUUGCUUCUGUGCAAUUAACUUAAUUGAAAUGUGAUAUGUAGAAAAAUUUGUGCACACAUUUGUGCAAACCCUAUAGUUGGCCAAAUACCUUGAUCUUUGUAAGCAUAAGGACUAGUUUAAUCUUUUCAUGAAAAAUGGUCAUACUGUAUGCUGUGUACUGUAUAGCCUUCAGAGACUGUAGAAAUAGAUACAGAAUUAAAAGUUUCACACGUGUUAUAGCUUAUUACUAUUCCUAACCUUUAGUAAAUGUGUUUGAAUAUUUUCGAACUUACCCCCAAAUUAACCAAAAAUUGUGAUCUGCUACAGUUGAAAUCAGAAGUUUACAUACACUUAGGUUGAAGUCAUUAAAACUAAUUUUUUAACCACUCCACAAAUGUAAUAUAAGCAAACUAUAGUUUUGGUAAGUCGUUUAGGACAUCUACUUUGUGCACGACAUGAGUCAUUUUUCCAACAAUUUUUUACAGACAGAUUGUUUCACUUUUAAUGGACUAUAUCACAAUUCUAGUGGGUCAGAAGUUUACAUACACUAAGUUAACUGUGCCUUUAAGCAGCUUGGAAAAUUCCAGAAAAUGAUGUCAAGCCUUUAGACAAUUAGCCAGUUAGCUUCUGAUAGGAGAUGUACUGAAUUGGAGGUGUACCUGUGGAUUUAUUUUAAGGUCUACCUUCAAACACAGUGCCUCUUUGCUUGACAUCAUGGGAAAAUCAAAAGAAAUCGGCCAAGACCUCAGAAAAAAAGUUGUGGACCUCCACAAGUCUGGUUCAUCUUUGGGAGCAAUUUCCAAAUGGCUGAAAGUACCAUGUUCAUCUGUACAAAAAAUAGUACGCAAGUAUAAACACCAUGGGACCACGCAGCCAUCAUACCGCUCAGGAAGGAGAUGCAUUCUGUCUCCUAGAGAUUAACUUAGUUUGGUGCGAAAAGUCCCAGAACAACAGCAAAGGACCUUGUGAAGAUGCUGGAGGAAACAGGUAGACAAGUAUCUAUAUCCACAGUAAAACAAGUCCUAUAUUGACAUAACCUGAAAGGCUGCUUGGCAAGGAAGAAGCCACUGCUCCAAAACCGCCAUAAAAAAGCCAGUCUACAGUUUGCAAGUACACAUGGGAACAAAGAUCUUACUUUUUGGAGAAAUGUCCUCUGGUCUAAUGAACCAUCGUUAUGUUUGGAGGAAAAAGGGUGAGGCUUGCAAGCCGAAGAACACCAUCCCAACCGUGAAGCAUGGGGGUGGCAGCAUCAUGUUGUGGGGGUGCUUUGCUGCAGGAGGGACUGGUGCACUUCACAAAAUAGAAGGCAUCUUGAGGAAGGAAAAGUAUGUGGAUAUAUUGAAGCAACAUCACAAGACAUCAGCCAGGAAGUUAAAGGUAGGUCGCAAAUGGGUCUUCCAAAUGGACAAUGACCCCAAGCAUACCUCCAAAGUUGUGACAAAAUGGCUUAAGGACAACAAAGUCAAGGUAUUGGAGUGGCCAUCACAAAGCCCUGACCUCAAUCCAAUACAAAAUUUGUGGGCAGAACUGAAAAAGCGUGUGCAAGCAAGGAGGCUUACAAACCUUACUCAGUUACACCAGUUCUGUAUGGAGGAAUGGGCCAAAAUUCCAGCAACUUAUUGUGAGAAACUUGUGGAAGGCUACACAAAACAUUUGAACAUUUGAAGAAGUUAAACAAUUUAAAGGCACUGCUACCAAAUACUAACAAAGUGUAUGUAAACUUCUAACCCACUUGGAAUGUGAAGAAAGAAAUAAAAGCUGACAUUUUCACAUUCUUAAAAUAAAGUAGUGAUCCUAACUGACCUAAGACAGGGAAUUUUUUCUAUGAUUAAAUGUCAGGAAUUGUGAAAAACUGAGUUUAAAUGUAUUUGGCUAAGGUGUGUGUAAACUUCUGACUUCAACUGUACCUUCUCAUAGCCACUUGACCUGAAUGAGACAAAUGGUAAUGUGGAAUAUGUCUUCUCAAAUAUAGUUUUGCUUGAUUUCAUCAACUUUUAUGAGUUUAAGGCCAACUUAAAUAGCUCAAAUCAGCAACUGUAACUAUCAGUGUGAUUUGAUCACUGAUUGGGGUUACUAUGAUCUUGCAUCACUGACUCAUUAAAACAGUAAAGCGAACAAUAAAUACAUUUUUGAGCCUGAAACUGUAUCAUCAAACAAUAAUAAUAUAACAAAACUCUGAACCAGAACAAUCAAAUGUCAGGCCACUUAACAAGCUACUAAAUAUAGGUAGGUACAGUAUAGCAUUGAUAUAAAAUUCCACAUGCCUUAACAAGUUUACUUAAUGAGCAUCUCUGACAUACUUCACUUUUCUACCCCCCAUAUAAUUUAACUGUAUCUUGUCAUGUCCAAGACCAUGUCCCCACUAUAGGAGGGGGAGCAGUCAGCUUUACUCCAUUUUCUUUUUUCUGUGUAACCCUCCUGACUUUAAAUCAUUUUUGUAACAGUCAUUUGAAAAGUUUUGCAAGGUUUUAGUUUAUGGGUUUCUUUAUUUUUCUUACAUAAAAUGUCACAGCAAAAAACUGUGAUCAGCCAUGUUGACUAUUAUUAAUUCUAUCUUCAAUAUUUUAAACAAUUAGACUUGGAAAUUAGAUUUUUUUUUUCUUACUUAGAUUUUUGUCGUUUUUGUCUAUUUGUUCCCCUUAUUUACUGAAAGUAUUUCAUAAACACACAAUUUACACAUUCCUGACAAAGUCUUCUGCUGCCUAACUGUUUACCAUCAAAAAUGAUGGUAGACUAGAGGUUAGGAAUAUUAUAGUGCUGCCUUUUCAAUAAAAGUUAAUCAUUAACACUAUGGCCAUCUUAACCCAGCAUAAUAUGCCUCCUUAUCACCUGUUCAGAUCUUCAUAAGAGGACAUCUUUACCCUUAUGUUGGUUUUUAUUUGGGCUUUAAUUUGUAUGAUCAUGGAUGUCUGAUUUGCUGCUGCUAUACACAGUAUAAGACACAGAGACAGAAAAAUAAAUGCUGUUUUUUGAUCCAGAA